Molecule: messenger RNA, 2415 nt
Organism: Brenthis ino (lesser marbled fritillary)
Lineage: Eukaryota; Metazoa; Arthropoda; Insecta; Lepidoptera; Nymphalidae
Source: the annotation of a GenBank genome assembly
AUGUCGUCCUUGGCAGUUUUGUUUUUGCUAAAGUUUUCAACGUUUCAUUCCGUUUUAAGCGAAGCUACAUAUGAAUGUGGAGAGCAUGGCAGAUUCGAAUAUUGUAUUGACGAAAUACCUGGCUGCGUUAUCGGCUGCCAUUGUCACCCUGGAUACUAUUUCGACACUGACUCUAAAAUAUGUGAACCGAAUUCUAAAUUAAUAGAACAUCAUAAGCGACUUAAUAUAGGCGAGCUAACGCGAGUACAAGACAUUGCUGCUACCCCAAGCCUAUUGAGUGAAACAGAUUCGACCUUUACGAGUAAGCUUGAUACCCAUGUUGAUGAAAUAAGCAAAGAUGCAAACGAUUUAGGUGACUGGCUUUAUAAUCAAUUUUUCAAAACAAUUGAAAACCAAGUAAUUAAUAAGACCGGUAACAAUGAUAUACCGUCACGGCGAAGUGGAGCGCAAUCACUUAUUACUAAGCCAAAACGGAGAAACAAGUGGAAAAGAGAUCGGAAGAGAAAACAAAAAGGAAGGAAAAAUAUGAAAAAGAAGUUGCUACGUAUAACAGAAGAUGAUAGUAUGUUUGAUAUGAAUUCACAUUCCAGUUCAGAUUCAAGCGACUCCAGCACUAGUGAUUCUUCAUUUGAACAUGAUCGACACAGUAGUGAUGAUGAACAUGGGCACAAAAAAAUCGUAAUGGUUAAUAAAAAACCGAAGCCACAAUUACCUAGCUUCAUUUUCUUGCCAAAUUUAGAUACGCCUUUUUAUCCUCCUAUAGGCCUACCGCCACCACCAGUAGUUCCCAUGUAUCCCAUAGUCCCGGUUCCUCCAGUAAUUCCAAUUGGCGUUGAUUGUACAACUGAGAGCACAAAUACAAAGACAACAACAUCUCCAACCACAAUCUCAGAAGUCACUACCAAAGUUGUUACAGCGAAACCAACUACAGAAAUUCCCCCGAAACAAGAAUCUUCAAAAAAAACUGAAGACCCUACCACACCUAACCCUAAUCGGCAAUUUACAAAUAAGAGAAAGAAGAAAAUAUCAAGAAUCCAAAACAACUAUGAUGAAAAUAAAAUUGGGCUUGGCAGCCCGCAUUCUGGAAACCGCCAAAAAAUAUUAGCACGACUGAAAGAUAGGAUGAAUCAUCGUCCUUCUGCAAAACUUUUGAUGUCACCCUGGGAGAACAAUAACAAAUUAAUGAUGGAUACCUAUAUAAGAAAUAAAAAUAUUAAAAGUCCAGACGUUAAUAAUGCCAUGUACGAUGACUCUAUUUUAGCAAACCAAAUGCAAGCAAAACCAAUGCAGGGAAUGGAACCUCCAGAAAAUGUUGACUUUAAGUAUAUAACAGAAUUGAUACAUAGGGUAGAUCUGAAGAAUAAAUCAAAUUAUUUACCACCAAUAGAAUAUAAUCCUCUCGACAGUCAAGAAGUAUAUAAGCCACAAAGGAUCCAACAACACACACUUUCUGACUAUGUUGUACCUCCUAAUACUCCUGAUGGUCGGCGAUACCUUCGUCCAAGUAACCAACAGUCAAACGAUGAUUUAUAUUAUACAAAACUCGGCAGAGAUAUAGCAUCUAUGAUACGCGGUAUCGAUGCACAAAACAGACAUGUAAAUAUUCAAUUAGAAGCAACGCGUAACACUCCACAAAGUGAUCUAUAUUUUAAUGAAAAUUCACCUCGAUCGUAUUGGGAACGGUCUGUACGAUCUCCUUUAAGACUCUUAGAGACAAAUAAAAACAAAUUUGAGUAUUUGAAAAGCAGUAAUGAAAUACUUUUUGAUAUUGAAAACAAGGUAGAAAUCGUCGCUUCUACUGUACCGACAAUGAGUUUACAGGAAAUUGAAAAUAUCGUCAGCGUCAUAGAAGCAGCAAGAAAGAAUAUAAAGAAAAAAGAAACUAGUAUUAGAAAUCUCAUACCAAACACAAACAAUUUAAACAUUAAUUUGUGGCCACAAGGGAAGUUAAGUAACAACAAUGUGCCGUCUCCCAAUCAACAAAAUCAUGAAACUAACAAAAACAAAAUAGUAAAGCAAAAGAAUGAUAUACCGCCAGGAACACAUGGCAUUCAGAUGCAUAACAUUCACAGAUUCGUGGCUUGGCAAAAACCUUCUAAGGAUAUGACACAUAAAAAUCAGUUUUCCAACACGAACGUUAAAAUAAAACCUGAUGCAACAUCACCUUUACAUUUACAAAAAAAUUAUAAUAGAAACUCACCAUAUGAAACUAAACAGGUAAAACUUAUUCCUCAUCCAAAUAAUAAUUCAAGACAAUCGUUGUUAGGAUAUGACAUGAAUUCUUUAUUUUUGAAACACAGAAAAUAUUUUAACGACGACGACGACAAUUUUUACAUAAAUCAACCAUCUUUGUACUCCAAAGGCACUCAGCCUUCAUAUUUUCACCAAGAAAUAAAUCAUUUUGAUUACUUUAAA